Messenger RNA from Biomphalaria glabrata, 4413 nucleotides. RefSeq names its product DNA damage-regulated autophagy modulator protein 1-like. Bases 618 to 1409 code for a protein of 263 amino acids. The record is from RefSeq and is a predicted model, not a curated record. The transcript is spliced from 9 exons. NCBI's taxonomy places the organism in Eukaryota, Metazoa, Mollusca, Gastropoda, Planorbidae.
AUAGAGUAUCGGUAAGAACAAGAUGUGUUUAAAAAACUCAGUGGGCUGAUGUGUUCAGUGCUUUAAUCUGUGCUGUACGCUAUCUAUGAAUGAGAACCGUAUUGAAUAAGUUCCAGUGUAAACAAUACUUGACGUAUGGAAAUGUGUUGUCGUUUUGUGUCAUAUCUUUUAUGUUGUGUGUUAAGACACAGACGGAAAAAAAACGACUGAUAUCCGCGAUCAAUUCCAAAGAAGUUGUAACGUGUGCAUAUUUGUAUGGUUUAAAAAUAGAUGUACAGACAAUGCUCUACGCCCGAGUUCUAUACAUGUGUAUUUCGAUCCACAAAAAAAAAAAAGAGGGAGUUAGUUUAGUAGUGUGAAAUAUCUGAUAAGUAGAUCCAGAUAUCUAUGUUUAUACUAACAAAUGUUGACGCUUUAUAAGUGUGCCUCGUAUAAGCCUAAUAGGCUUAAUUGUUCAUAGCACACGUUUGUUCCACUGUAUCUAUUACAACGUGUUCUAUCUACAUGAUUUUGUUUGUUCAGACUCAUUGGCUUUGGGUCCAACUGUUAAGAAUGCAGUUCUCGUCAGCAUAAAAAGUACGUUGGACCUGAUGCUGUGACAAUCAGACGUGACGACAAUGCCAUCUGGAGGUGUCAGGGGAGACAUUAUUGCAGUUCUGCAUUUCUUCAUACCUCCCAUCACAUUUACUAUUACCUACUUUAUAUCUACCUCGUUGGAUCAUGUUGUAAAACUAUUUCCUUACAUCAGCGAUACUGGAACCAAAAGUCCGGAGAGUUGCUUGUUUACCUUUUUUCUUGCUUUGUAUUCUUUAUUAACUCUACUUGUGGUGUACACACGUUGGAGAAUAGUCGCUAAUCGGAAUGUGAGUGGCAGAGCGACGCCCAGACUUAAUAACGUGGCCAUAUGUUGCGGCUUUGCUGCUGCUUUUGGCGCAUUAAUUGUAGCCAGCUUUCAGGAAACUUCUGUGCUUAUUGUACAUUUGGUUGGUGCUGGCAUGAUAUUUCUGUUUGGGAUCAUUUACAUAUGGUUGCAGACGAUCAUCUCCUACAAGCUGCCAUUUAUCAAAGGCUAUACAGCAUGCUUGUGUCACUUCAGAUUUGUAGUAGCAUGUUUGACUACUGGGAGUGUUAUUGCAUUUUUUUUUACAGGUAUAUUCUCAUAUACAGAGAACAAUAAAAGUACUGCCAUUUUUGGUCUGUCCGAAGAGGUGAUAUAUGCCCUGUACAUCUCCUCAACAUCUUUAGAAUGGGCUUCCGUGGGUUGGCUGUGUAUCUACUUUGUAACUUUUGCAGCUGAGUUUAAACAUGUUCGUAUAGGCAUGCCAGUCAUUCAUACCGAACCAAGAACGAUUGGGUUCAGCCAAAUGGAACUGGAUUCAAUAUCAACAGAAGGAUCAAAUAAGUUUUGAUUGUUUUGUUUUUGUUGCAGCUAUAUAAAUUUGGUGAGGUGGAUAGGCAGAGUAAAAUGUUCAAAUAGGUUACUAAGAGAAACUGGAUGAAAAUAUCAACUAAGAGAAACUGGAUGAAAAUAUCAACUAAGAGAAACUGGAUGAAAAUAUCAACUAAGAGAAACUGGAUGUUUUGGGUAUACAUAUGGUGACAUUCAAAUUUUGUUUUAAUGACUUCUUAUUUCAGGGCACUAAUGAAAAAUGUGAGACCCGGAGAAAGAGAGAGAAAAAAAUGAGAGAGAGGAGAGAGAGAGAGAGAGAGAGAAAGGAGAGUACUAGUAUUUUACAUGUAUAUCAUGUAUGUCCCGCCCCCCCCCCCCCAAAUUCUGUUAUGUAAAUUAAUCAGUGUGAAUUGUGAACAUGUUUUUUUUUGUUUUAGAUUAAAAUACGUUUCAGAUCUCAUCUAGGCAUUUGAAUUUCAAAAAAACUCUCUUACUACGCUUAUACUAAAAGGGAGAGUGUAAUUGAGUGUAAUUAAGUGUGAUUGAGUAUACAGUAUAUGUAGCUGUUGAUGUAUUUUCUCAGAAAAAAAAAUUGUGUAGCCUAUGUUCAAACAUUAGUAUUUUUAUAUUUCUGCGUAUCUUUAAGUGUAUUUCGUUCAAAGAAUUUGUGGUUUCUUAUUCGUAAAUAUUAUGAAAACAAUAUCUCAUUUGAAUCAUAUUGCUAUGUAUUGCCAUGGAACUGGAGAGAGCAAGUAGUCUAUUCGUGGCUAUGUCCCUUAAAUUAGAACUAAAUUAGGUUAAAUUGCAUAUAUUUAUAUGAUUAUUACUUUGAAUGUUGCUUUUGUUCUGUUACAUUAAAUCCUUUAAUGUUCGUCCUUCAAUAUUCAAAUGUCAAAUGGGUUUUGUUGUUGUUGUUUUUACCAUGGUGCUUUCUAAUUUGUAAAGUAUUUUAUAUUGAACCUUUUUAAGUUUAAAUUAUUUAAUUAUUAUAUUGUCCUCGGUGAUUAACAAUGAAAAAGUGCAAUAUUUCUGUUGAUUGAAAUAAACAAUAUCGUUUGCUAACCAAAAAAAUGUUAAUAAAUUUUGAACUUUGAAUUAGGUAUUUAAAAAAAAAAUAACUAAAAAAUAAAUUGCUGAUUCAAGACACAGGAUACUCAAUUUAACGAUUGUCAUUAGGUCUCAAUUUACAGGUCCUCAAUUCAGCUUGUAAAUACAUAGGCUUAAAAUCCUGGCUGGCUUGGUGGGUAAGUGGUCGCGGUUCUCAAUAACGUCUCUAACUAUUUUCCUAUACAUUUGACAGUUGAUGUACAACUUUGGGAAAAUAAUAGCUAGUUUUGGGCCAAACUGGGAAAACUCAGAUUUGACCAUUAUAUUUUUAAAGUAUAUAAAAAAUAAUUUAAAUUUAGCUAGAGGACUAGCAAAUCUUUAUCUUAGACUACGUUUUCGGAUAUUACCGCAUGUGGGCCCUUUUCAUUAAAGAGUUAAGAGCACUACAAUGACCUAAUUCUAUUUUGUAACUAGUGCCAUAUGUAUUUUAUUUAUUUCAAUUGGUCAAUAUAAAUAUUUAUUUUAACUAUUUUUUUUACUGUUGUAUAUCUACAUUUUAUAGCUCAAUAUUUAUAAUUUUUAUAGAAAUGAAAAGGUUGACAUUGAAACAACUUAUAGACAAAAGAAGAUGUGUAUGUGGUAAAGUAUUUGUCAGUUACAGUAAUGUUACUUCACAACUCUGACAUUAUUCAAGAGACAAUGACGUUCUAUGAAUACCUCAUUUGUAGAGGCACCUUUCAGUUGGCUUUAUGUAAGGCAAGCACUGGUCUGCCUCGCUUAGGCCUUUUCGUUUUGUACUAUUGUCCUCCGUCUUUUGCAAUGUCUGUUCAAUCAAUCCAAUUAAAUUUCUUCUUAUCUUAUAUUAUAAAAUACACACAUUACUUCAAAAAAAAAAAAAGAUGAUUACGCCCUACGCGUUUUCUUAGGUCAAUCUAGUCAUGCAUGUUAACCAAUGUCAAGUCAUUGGUUUGCAUUGCUGGCUCAGGCAACCCAGUCCAUGCUUUAAUAGCACUAGGGAAGAAGGAGCAUUUGUACAAAUUUGUCCUAGCAUAUGGAAUGAUGAAUGUGCCUUUAUCUUUGUUUCUUUCUGAAUAUUUUAUUAGGUUUUGUUUUUGUAUUUGAAGAUUAUGGUUCAGUGUUUUAUUUAUAAUUGCUACUUUACUUUUGAGUUUUCUAUCCUUAUGGCUUUCUAAAUUUAGUGAGUUUACUAAAGGUGUUACUCUAGUCAAAUGUGAAUAUUCAAAUAAUUUGAUAGAAGAAAGUUCUGGAUUGUUCUGACUAAGUGUUUAUAGAAGUAAACACAUAUUUUCCUGACCCCUUUAAAAUAGCAUCUCAGACUUACAGCUGGCAAAAUAAAAUAAAUGGUUAAUGUUUGAUGUUGUCGAUUUUCAUGAUAAAGUAUUUGUAAUAUGGAUUGGCCCAGUGCUGGAUUUACCAUUGACAACAUAAGCUAUCCUCCUUCAUUGGGGAUUCCAGGUUAGGGCUUAGGGCUUGCCUUAUUAUGUUGGAUGCAGAUCCAUCUCUGGUGGAUAGCUACUUCAAUGGGCUGCUGCUUUGUUGUUUUUUUUUGGGUUUUUUUUUUUUUGCUACAGUUCCUCAAUCGAGAUCUUGUCUGCCAGCGGAUCAUAAGGAUCUUCCUCAGGCAGGUAUUGAUGAAUAUCUGGAUUAAAAAAAAAAAAAAUUUCAUGGUAGUGAUGGUGGUUCUCCAGGUCUCUGCUCCACAAAGUAGUACUGGCUUAACAAUAAAAAGCCUGAUCUUGGUGGUGUUCAGUAAGAAGAAGAGGGGGCGGCCCAGGAAUACAUAACAUCGCGAUUGGGAAGCAGAUGGGCAAGACGUGGGGACAGUUGGAGAGACUCUCCCAGAACCUAGACGCCUGGAGGACGUUGGUUGGUGGGCUAUGCCCCAGAAGGGACUACAGGCAGAGAUGAGAUGAGGUGAACAUGUGUUUAGCUUAGGACCGCCACUUGACCCCCCC